Messenger RNA from Caenorhabditis remanei, 780 nucleotides. RefSeq lists its product as uncharacterized. The record is from RefSeq and is a predicted model, not a curated record. The coding region runs from base 1 to 780 and encodes 259 amino acids. The transcript has 8 exons. Lineage: Eukaryota; Metazoa; Nematoda; Chromadorea; Rhabditida; Rhabditidae.
AUGAAUGGAAGAGAGGACGACGACAAUCAGUCCGACGUUUCGGACUACGAAAUGUAUGAAGACUACGCCCCUGUACCACCCCUUCAACCACUGCACACACCACCACCAGCUGUUCGUCGACUUGAUUUUGGCUACCGUGUCAUUUUCGGAGAAAAUGAAGAUGAUGUUCCAUUCGUACCGCCACAAAGACACUUAAUUGAUGAAGGAUUUGAGGAGCCGGAACCCCGAAUUCCAGUGCCCACACAUCGUCAGGAGUCGCCACCGGCGCACCAGGACCCGCCGAUGGAGGUGAGCGAUGAUGAAGGUCACUUCGGUGACCUGGAGCUCUACCCGACGUCUCGCCGUCUUCUUCAUCGUUCUAAUGAUUAUGCUCAAGAAGGUCAAGAUCAAACUGAUGGGCUCCAAAAGGACAAGGAAACGGCGCAGAGAAUCAGUGAAAGUGAUGCUCUGACCGAUGAGGAGUAUCGGGUGCUUCUCCAUCAGUUGUCGAUUGAGGAAGCGAAGAAGAGAAAUCCUCUUCGUUAUGGAUUGCUCCCGUUGAGCAAUCCCGAGGAGCCAGCUUCUCAGCUUCUCCCGGUCGCACCACGUCGCCCACGCACCGAGCCCUCGUCUGGCUUCUCCUUCAACCCGUCUCCCUCCGCUUCGAAUCCCGAGCCGCUGCCAUCCACAUCGGGGUACUCUGAGGAGGACGCCAGACGCGCCAGCGAGCGUUUCGAAGAGGAGAUGUUUAAAGCUAUUGAGGAGAGCAAAAAUAGAAAGAGAAAAAGAGAGGAGGAAUAA